AUGAAGACCUUUACUUCAAUGCACGCAAUGAUUCUUGCACUUUCAGCAAGAGCAGGCCUCGCCGCGAUCACUCAGGGGAUCUCCGAGGGCGCUUAUGGCCGGUUGGUCGAAAUGGCGACCAUCUCUCAAGCUGCCUACGCAAACCUGUGUAAUAUUCCAUCAACUCUCACCACGGCGGGCAAAAUCUACAAUGCAGAGACGGAUAUAAACGGGUGGGUUCUUCGAGACGAUAGCCGUCAAGAAAUAGUCACUGUCUUCCGUGGAACGGGAAGUGAGAAGAACCUGCAGCUCGACACCAACUAUACGCAGGCACCUUUCGACACGCUCCCUCGAUGUAGCGGGUGUGCCGUUCACGGAGGUUACUAUGUUGGUUGGAUAUCUGUGAAGGACCAGGUCGAGUACCUUAUCCAACAGCAGGCGAGUCAAUAUCCCAGCUAUAGUCUGGUAAUUACAGGCCAUAGCCUGGGUGCGUCGAUGGCUGCAAUAUCCGCGGCUCAACUUUCUGCCACGUACAAUAAUGUUACCGUCUACACAUUUGGUGAACCUCGAACCGGUAACCAGGCCUACGCAUCGUACAUUGAUGAGACUUUCCAAGCUACAAACCCGGAUACGACGAAGUUCUAUCGCGUUACUCACACUAACGACGGUAUUCCUAACGUGCCUCCUACUUCGCAGGGCUACGUUCACCACGGAGCAGAAUACUGGAGUGUGGAACCUCACGGCGCCCAGAACAUGUUCGUCUGUAUGGGAGAUGGGGUCCAAUGCUGCGAAGCGCAAGGCGGACAGGGAAUUAAUGACGCGCAUGUUACCUACUUUGGAAUGGCAAGCGGAUCCUGUAGAUGGUAG
Molecule: messenger RNA, 846 nt
Organism: Aspergillus alliaceus
Lineage: Eukaryota; Fungi; Ascomycota; Eurotiomycetes; Eurotiales; Aspergillaceae
Product: lipase family protein
Exons: 2
Coding region: 1-846 (281 amino acids)
Biological process (GO): lipid metabolic process
Source: RefSeq, a predicted model, not a curated record